UCCUGGUCAGACCCACACCCAGUGCCGCUGCCAGGACCCAGCUUCACCUCACUGCCAGUGCCGGAUCCCCGCAGAUCCCGAUCUACACCAUCCCGGAUUCCCCAAUGUCUACCCGGGGCUCCGAGCCGGAGGACAGCUCCCUGAAGCGCCGUUAUUCCGAGCUCUUCUCGCGGCUCGAUGUGAACCGGGACGGCCGCGUCGAUGUCUCCGAAAUACGGGCAGCACUUCAGGCUCGGGGCCUGCACCUAGAGCCCGAGGCCCAGCAGAAAAUAUUUCGUUCUGCGGGCAAAGAAAAUAGCGACCAACUGGACUUUGCAGAGUUUAGUAACUAUCUCCGAAACCAUGAGAAGAAACUUAAACUGGCCUUCAAGAGUUUAGAUAAAAAUAAUGAUGGGAAGAUUGAUGCUGCUGAGAUUGUUGAGUCUCUUAAGUCACUGGGAAUGAAUAUCAAUCUUAAAAAAGCAGAAAAAAUUCUCCAGAGUAUGGAUGAGGACAGGACAAUGACAGUGGAUUGGAAUGAAUGGCGAGAUCACUUCCUGUUCAAUCCAGCAACAGACAUCCAAGAAAUCGUCCAUUACUGGAAACAUUCAACGGUUUUGGACAUUGGGGACAGUUUGACUAUUCCUGAUGAAUUUACAGAAGAGGAGAAGAAGACAGGCAUGUGGUGGAAGCAACUACUGUCUGGGGCAAUGGCCGGUGCCGUGUCUCGUACUGGCACUGCCCCUCUCGAUCGGCUCAAAGUCCUAAUGCAGGUCCAUUCUUCCAAAUCAAACCAAAUGAAUAUGUACAAUGGAUUCAAGCAGAUGCUUAAAGAGGGAGGAGUGACAUCUUUGUGGCGAGGAAAUGGGAUGAACGUAGUGAAAAUAGCACCAGAAACCGCCAUCAAAUUCAUGGCCUAUGAGCAGUAUAAGAAGCUGUUCGCAAGGGACAAGCAAAACAUCACAACCUCUGAAAGGUUUCUCGCAGGAUCACUGGCUGGGGCAACUGCACAAACCAGUAUUUAUCCAAUGGAGGUGCUGAAAACCAGAAUGGCACUACGAAAGACUGGACAAUAUUCGGGGGUAGGAGACUGCAUCAAGAAGAUUAUGAAGAGGGAAGGAUUGAUUGCAUUUUACAAAGGUUAUAUUCCAAACAUUUUGGGUAUUAUCCCCUAUGCUGGCAUUGAUCUCGCUAUCUAUGAGACAUUGAAGAAAACUUGGUUAACUAAAUAUGCCAAGGAAUCUGCCGAUCCAGGAGUGUUUGUCCUGUUAGCCUGUGGCACCAUUUCCAGUUCCUGUGGACAGCUGGCCAGUUAUCCAUUAGCCCUGAUCAGGACCCGAAUGCAAGCGCAAGCUUCACUGGAGGGAUCACAACAGCUCAAUAUGAUGAGUCUAUUUCGAAAGAUCGUGGCUAAAGAGGGACCUUUGGGCCUCUACAGGGGUCUGGCCCCAAACUUCAUGAAGGUGAUCCCUGCUGUAAGCAUCAGCUACGUUGUGUAUGAACGCAUGAAGACUGCUCUGGGGAUCCAGUCCAGCUAAUAAUGGUCACAUCUACUCAAGGAACCGAAUUUCACUCCACAACAAAUCCCAUUCGUAGCUUCAGAUACAGACCGGCAUAAUACAGUUGCCGGAUGCCAUUCUCCUCAUUCAGGAGAGAAACUAGAAAACAUUUCUUCACACGAAGGAUGCCAGAAGUGUGGAACUCUCCCAUAAAGAAGUAACAGAUGCUGGGCUGAAUCCAUAAUUUUAAAUAGGAAAUCACUUUUUUUUGUUAAACAAGCCAAGGGCAUCAAGGAAUAUGUAGCUAAAAUAGGAAAAUGCAGUUAGAAUACAGAUCAGCGAUGAUUCCAUUCAAUGAUAGAGAUGGUUUGAGGGGCGGAAUGGUCUCUAGUUUGUGUUCUUGAUUGCAAGGCUCAGUGAAAUGUGGGGAAACAUUCUGUCUAACAUUAGAACAGAACUUGCAAAGAAAAUUUACAGCCCAGGAACUGGCCCUUCGGCCCUCCAAGCCUGAGCCGAUCCAAAUGUACUAUCUAAACCUGUCACCCACUUCCUAAGCAUCUGUAUCCCUCUGCUCCCCACCUACUCAUGCAUUUGUCCAGACGGAUCUAGUCCAGUCUCGUGACCCUGGACUCUGAUGAAUGACCUUUCGAUGAGCCUCACCAUGGGCCUUGACCUCAGUGCUGCUGAAAUAUACAUUCUGUGAUACAAUAUCAUUUUGCUCACAAGUUCACAGUUGAUUUGGCUGUGCUUUCAGAUCUGAGCAGAAGCACCUUUAUCUGGUGUUAGUCAAAGAAUUGAAAUUUCAAGAUGACAUGCACUUCUUUAAAAACUUUCCAUCUUUAAAAACUGGUGGAAUGUUUACCAAAUCAUUCAGUCUCUGGUAAUAAAAUUAUUCAUUUUUGUUUAGCUUUGCUUUCAUUGUGCAAGUUAUAAUCAGCUUUUGCUUCUGGAAAACAAGCUCCAUAUCCAAAUUAUUUGUAAUGACUGUAUUUUCUCUUCUUCUUGGAUGAUGUGCUUCUCUAGUGGGUCAAGUUACCUAAAGCGAUUUAAACCAGUGACAAUGAAGACAGAAACUUGAUUUUAUUUUCCAAACCAGGUUGUGUUUUGACUGUGACUUAUGCCAGAGUUUUAAACGUAUAUCCCUGUAUUGGUUCUAUUUUGAGGAAAAUAGAAGCUUUGAGUCAAAAAGAUUUUGCAUAUUGAGCAACGUUGAAAAACUGGUCUCAGUACCUGUGCUUUUAUACUUUAUUAUACAUAUAUUGCAUGGAUUUAUUAAGUCAAUAAAUUUCCUGAUUAAUUUGUAA
Hemiscyllium ocellatum (epaulette shark) is the source of this 2782-nucleotide messenger RNA. RefSeq names its product mitochondrial adenyl nucleotide antiporter SLC25A24-like. Gene Ontology annotation, molecular function: calcium ion binding; ATP transmembrane transporter activity. NCBI's taxonomy places the organism in Eukaryota, Metazoa, Chordata, Chondrichthyes, Orectolobiformes, Hemiscylliidae. The transcript has 10 exons. Gene Ontology annotation, biological process: transmembrane transport. The coding region runs from base 105 to 1517 and encodes 470 amino acids. Gene Ontology annotation, cellular component: mitochondrial inner membrane. The record is from RefSeq and is a predicted model, not a curated record.